This is a messenger RNA of Sphaerodactylus townsendi, 2301 nucleotides long. RefSeq names its product DnaJ heat shock protein family (Hsp40) member B5 (gene DNAJB5). Bases 195 to 1313 code for a protein of 372 amino acids. The transcript has 4 exons. NCBI's taxonomy places the organism in Eukaryota, Metazoa, Chordata, Lepidosauria, Squamata, Sphaerodactylidae. The record is from RefSeq and is a predicted model, not a curated record. Gene Ontology annotation, biological process: negative regulation of transcription by RNA polymerase II. Gene Ontology annotation, cellular component: cytosol. Gene Ontology annotation, molecular function: protein-folding chaperone binding.
GCCGCGCCGGCGGGGCUUCCUGUGCGGGGGCGGGCGGGCCCGGCCGGGGCUGGCUGCGGCGGCUGCCGGGCAUUUCUCGCCGCCGACUCCAGCCGGGCAGCCGCUCCCCGCCGAGGCUCCGCUCCGCCCGUCCUGCCCGCCCGCCCCGACGUGGUCCCCGCUUGCCGGCCCGGAGCCGCCCCGCCCCGCCUGCGAUGCCCGCCAUCCUGCUCUUCUGGAGCCGCGCGGAGAGGAAUAAAGAGUCGGUGGCAGGGACCGUCUGCACGAUGGGGAAAGAUUACUACAAGGCCCUGGGGAUCCAGUCGGCAGCCAACGAAGAUGAGAUCAAGAAGGCCUACAGGAAAAUGGCCCUGAAGUACCACCCUGACAAGAAUAAGGAUCCCAGCGCAGAGGACAAGUUCAAGGAGAUUGCCGAGGCCUACGACGUCCUCAGCGAUCCCAAGAAACGGGCCGUCUAUGACCAAUAUGGGGAGGAAGGGCUCAAGACGGGGGGCGGCUCCUCCGGCAACUCGGGAAACACUUUCCACUACACCUUCCACGGAGACCCCCACGCCACCUUCGCCUCCUUCUUUGGGGGCUCCAACCCGUUCGACAUCUUCUUCACCAGCGGCCGCUCCCGGAUCUUCAACGGCUUUGACCACGACGACAUGGAUGUCGACGAGGACAGCGACGACCCGUUCAGCGCCUUCGGGCGGUUUGGCUUCAACGGCCUGAGCGGCGUGCACCGGCGGCACCCGGAGCCCAUCCACAUGCGCCGGAAAGUGCAGGACCCGCCCGUGGUCCACGAACUGAAGGUCUCCCUGGAGGAGAUCUACCACGGGGCCACGAAGCGGAUGAAGAUCACCCGCCGGCGGCUGAACCCGGACGGGAGGACUGUGCGGACCGAAGACAAGAUCCUGAACAUCGUCAUCAAGCGGGGCUGGAAAGAGGGCACCAAGAUCACCUUCCCCAAGGAGGGAGACGCCACGCCGGACAACAUCCCUGCCGACAUCGUCUUCCUCUUGAAGGACAAGCCCCACGCCCACUUCAGGCGGGACGGGACGAACAUCAUCUACGUGGCCAUGAUCAGCCUGAAAGAGGCCUUGUGCGGCUGCACCGUCAACAUUCCCACCGUCGACGGGCGCGUCAUCCCCCUGCCCUGCAGCGACAUCAUCAAGCCCGGCACAGUGAAGAGACUGCGAGGGGAGGGGCUGCCCUUCCCCAAGGUGCCCACUCAGCGCGGAGACUUGAUUGUAGAGUUCAAAGUCCGCUUCCCGGACCGGAUAGCCCCCCAGACCCGGCAGAUCCUCAAGCAACACCUCCCCUGCUCCUAGACCCCCGCCCCGCCCAGCCCCUGCGCUGGCCUCGUCUUUGCCUGCCGGAUCUCAGCAGCAGCAACAACAACAGCAACGCUUCACGCCCUCGGCUUGCGCUGCGCCCGGGGGGCCCAGGCGUGCGCGGCUCACUGCGGAACACGCCCUCCCGUUGCUGCCGGCGCUCCGGCCUGGCUUCUGUGUGCUCUCCCUUCCCCCCCCCCUUUUCCUGGCAGUGGAUUUCUGGCUCAAGCCCCGGGGGUGCUCUUUGCCACUUUGACCUCUGGGCUUCUGGGGGAAUGGCUGACCCUCUCCCACCGCAAACAGGACUGCAGCGCCUCUUCUGCCUCUGCCGGGGUCACAGGGGGAUCUUUCUGCAGCUGUGCUGUGAGUGCGCCUGCGUGGCGAAGCCCCUCUCUGGCUCCUCCUGCUUGAAGUACACGGACCGAAGAGCCGGACGUCCUUCCGGCCAGCACAGCCAGCAGCCUUUGGCUCUACUCUCGCAGGGCCUGCUCGAAUCCCUGUUCUUACUCUAAUAGAAACUUCGUUAAGGGUUGGUCUUUUCCUGUCUGUUUCAGGCUAUUCGGGGUAGUUCGUGUUUAACUCGCUGGGGGCAUCGUGUCUCCCGCCCACGCCAGGCCAGGCCCCCCAGCUGACGUCUUGGGCCAGAGGCCGGGAGACGCCGCUCUGCUCACUCGAGCGGUUGGAUCGAUCUGUGCACCAGCCCUCUACGUGGGGGUCUUCAAUGGCAGCAGAGGAGCCAGGCUAGGGAGGGCGGGUUUGAAAUCUGCUUGGGGGCUUCCGAGGGGGGGGGGGUUGUGAGAGGCGCUUUUAAAAAGUUUUCCUGGGGUGGGAAUUGUUAAGCCAACACUCCUUUGCCAGCUCAGCCUGGCUUCACCUGCAGGGAUGUCUCUGGGGAAUGAGCUAUUAGUGGUGCCUGACUUCAGUGAGGCUUUGAGGCUGCCGUUUAAAAAGCCGUUCUCUUCCGCUCCCUGACGCGUGGUGCCAA